GCCGGUGCCGGGGCGAUGGCGGGGCCGGGGCCGGUGCUGGCGGCGGCCGCGGGGCUGUGGGCGCGGGGCGCGGCGGGCGCCGAGGUGGCGGCGGCGCGUCCCGGGGCGCUGGAGGAGGAGAUCGUGUCCGAGAAGGCGGCGGAGGAGAGCCACCGCCAGGACAGCGCCAACCUGCUGGUGUUCAUCCUGCUGCUCACCCUCACCAUCCUCACCAUCUGGCUCUUCAAGCACCGCCGCGCUCGCUUCCUCCACGAGACCGGGCUGGCCAUGAUCUACGGUGUCCUGGUCGGCGUGGUCCUGCGCUACGGCAUCCACGUCCCCAGCGACGUCAACAACGUCACCCUGAGCUGCCAGGUGCAGAGCAGCCCGGCCACGCUGCUGGUGAACGUCAGUGGCAAGUUCUAUGAGUACACCCUGAAGGGGGAAAUCAGUGCCCAGGAGCUCAACAACGUCCAGGAUAAUGAGAUGCUGAGGAAGGUGACUUUUGAUCCUGAAGUAUUCUUCAACAUUUUGCUUCCCCCCAUUAUAUUUUAUGCAGGCUACAGCUUGAAAAGGAGGCACUUCUUCAGAAACUUGGGAUCCAUCCUGGCAUAUGCUUUCCUUGGCACCGCCAUUUCCUGCCUGGUGAUUGGCUCUGUGGUGUACGGCUGCGUGGCGCUGAUGAAAGUCACCGGGCAGCUCGGGGGAGAUUUCUACUUCACUGACUGCCUCCUGUUUGGGGCCAUCGUGUCAGCCACUGACCCAGUGACUGUCCUUGCCAUAUUCCACGAGCUGCAGGUCGAUGUGGAGCUGUAUGCCCUUCUCUUUGGCGAGAGCGUCCUCAACGAUGCCGUUGCCAUAGUGCUGUCUUCCUCAAUAGUUGCGUAUCAGCCAGCGGGUGACAACAGCCACACGUUUGAUGUCACAGCAAUGUUCAAGUCCAUCGGGAUCUUCCUGGGGAUAUUCAGUGGAUCUUUUGCAAUGGGAGCAGCUACUGGAGUUGUGACAGCUUUAGUCACCAAGUUCACCAAACUUCGGGAGUUCCCCUUGCUGGAGACUGGCUUGUUCUUCCUGAUGUCCUGGAGCACAUUCCUGCUGGCUGAAGCGUGUGGCUUUACAGGUGUGGUGGCUGUGCUCUUCUGUGGGAUCACACAGGCUCAUUAUACCUAUAACAACUUAUCUACAGAGUCCCAACACAGAACUAAGCAGUUGUUUGAGCUUCUGAAUUUCUUGGCAGAAAACUUCAUCUUCUCCUACAUGGGACUUGCACUGUUCACCUUCCAGAACCAUGUCUUCAACCCUACCUUUGUGGUGGGGGCCUUUCUUGCUAUCUUCCUAGGAAGAGCUGCCAACAUUUACCCAUUGUCAUUUUUACUGAAUUUGGGGAGAAGAAAUAAGAUUGGAACAAAUUUGCAGCACAUGAUGAUGUUUGCUGGGCUGCGUGGAGCCAUGGCCUUCGCGCUGGCCAUCCGCGACACGGCCACCUACGCGCGGCAGAUGAUGUUCAGCACCACCCUGCUCAUCGUCUUCUUCACCGUCUGGGUGUUCGGCGGGGGCACCACGGCCAUGCUGUCCUGCCUCAACAUCCGGGUCGGUGUGGAUGCAGACCAGGAGAACGUGGGGGUCCCAGAGAGCGAGAGGAGGAGCACGAAGGCUGAGAGCGCGUGGCUUUUCCGCAUGUGGUACAACUUCGACCACAACUAUCUAAAGCCUCUCCUGACACACAGUGGUCCCCCUCUGACCACCACACUCCCAGGGUGCUGUGGGCCUGUUGCCCGGUGCCUGACGAGCCCACAGGCAUAUGAGAACCAGGAGCAGCUGAAGGACGACGACUCCGACCUCAUUCUGAACGACGGGGACAUCAGCCUGACGUACGGGGACUCGGCGGUGAGCGCCGACGCGGUGGCGCCCAGCGGCGCGCCCCGGCGCUUCGCGGGGAACGGCUCCGAGGACGCCCUGGACCGCGAGCUGGCUUUUGGGGACCACGAACUGGUGAUCCGGGGAACGCGCCUGGUCCUGCCCAUGGACGAUUCGGAGCCCCCCUCAAACGUCCUGGACAGCGCGAGACACGGCCCAGCCUAAGGUUGCUCGGUUUAAUUGACAGUAAUAUUUGCAUAUAUGAUCAAGAAGUAUGUACUACCUAAAGUCUAAUGCAUGUCUCAAAAUGUCUAAGCUGUAUAAAUAUUAUUUAUAUGGUGUCAAAAGAAUAUAAAUAUUCUCUGCCAAGCACUUGUAAAGAACAAGCUGCAAAUUUAAGUUAAAAACU
Molecule: messenger RNA, 2245 nt
Organism: Passer domesticus (house sparrow)
Lineage: Eukaryota; Metazoa; Chordata; Aves; Passeriformes; Passeridae
Gene: SLC9A6
Product: solute carrier family 9 member A6
Exons: 16
Coding region: 16-2061 (681 amino acids)
Biological process (GO): sodium ion import across plasma membrane; regulation of intracellular pH; potassium ion transmembrane transport
Cellular component (GO): recycling endosome; plasma membrane
Molecular function (GO): potassium:proton antiporter activity; sodium:proton antiporter activity
Source: RefSeq, a predicted model, not a curated record